GGGGGGUUUGGGCUCUGGCUGGUGUCGGUGAAUCCGCAGUGAUUUGCUUCGCUGGAGUUUCCGUGCACGGGCUGCACUAGCGCUACCUGCUCCGCCGUUGCACGGGGUCUGUGGACGAGGUCCCUUCCAGCGCAAGGCUUUAUUUGGUCGCUGAAAGGAGGAAUUAUCCCCGUGGCCAAAAGAUGUGCCCUACUUUGGAUAUUCCUGCAUUGAAUGUCUGAGGAGCUCCAGCCGAUCCUGAGCCAUGUCGCAGAUGUUGCACAUAGAGAUUCCCAACUUUGGGAACACCGUUCUGGGCUGCCUGAACGAGCAGCGGCUGCUGGGGCUGUACUGCGAUGUCUCCAUCGUGGUGAAGGGCCAAGCCUUCAAGGCGCACCGGGCGGUCCUGGCCGCCAGCAGCCUCUACUUCCGAGACUUGUUCAGUGGGAACAGCAAAAACGCCUUUGAGCUGCCGGGUACCGUCCCCCCGGCUUGCUUCCAGCAGAUCCUCUCCUUCUGCUACACCGGGAAGCUGACCAUGGCGGCGAGCGAGCAGCUGGUGGUGAUGUACACGGCGGGCUUCCUGCAGAUCCAGCACAUCGUGGAGAAAGGGACGGACUUGAUGUUCAAGGUCAGCUCUCCCCACUGUGACUCUCAGACCACCAUGAUCGAAGACCCCAGCUCGGAGCCGCAGAGCCCCUGCAACCAGCUGCAGUCGGCCUCGGCGCCCUAUGUCAUGUCCCCCUCCAUGCCCAUCCCGCUCCUCACGCGCGUCAAACACGAGAACCUCGAGCUGCAGGCAGCUGCCCUGCCCGGCCUGCCUGGCAAGCGGCCCCUCGAGCCCGGCGCCCGGGAGGGGGCAGGCGGCGGCGGCCCCAACGCCGGUCCCCUGAAGCUCUCCCGCGUCUCCUACUACGGGAUGCCCAACCUGGCCACCCUCAUCCCCAACGUCCAGCAGGUCCAGUACUCGCAAGGGGAGCGGACGAGCCCCGGCGCCAGCAGCAUUCCCACCACCGACAGCCCCACCUCCUACCACAACGAGGAGGACGAGGAGGACGACGAGGCGUACGACACCAUGGUGGAGGAGCAGUACGGGCAGAUGUACAUCAAAUCCUCGGGAGGCUACUCUGUUGCUCAAGAGAAGCCAGAGCAGAUCCCACUGGAGAACCGCUCCUGCGUCCUCAUACGACGGGAUCUCGUUGCGCUCCCGGCCAGUCUUAUCAGUCAAAUCGGAUACCGUUGUCACCCAAAACUCUACUCGGAGGGAGAUCCUGGAGAAAAACUUGAGCUCGUUGCAGGCUCAGGUGUUUACAUCACCCGGGGGCAGCUGAUGAAUUGCCACUUAUGUGCCGGUGUCAAACACAAGGUCCUUCUGAGACGUCUUCUGGCCACCUUCUUUGAUCGGAACACGCUCGCCAACAGCUGCGGAACUGGAAUCCGGUCCUCCACGAGCGAUCCCAGCAGGAAGCCCCUGGACAGCAGGGUUCUUAAUGCAGUCAAAUUGUAUUGUCAGAAUUUUGCCCCGAGCUUUAAGGAAAGCGAGAUGAAUGUUAUAGCAGCCGAUAUGUGCACCAACGCCCGCCGGGUCCGCAAACGCUGGCUGCCGAAGAUUAAGUCCAUGCUGCCGGAAGGGAUGGAGAUGUACCGCACGGUCAUGGGCUCCACCACAAACAGUGUCCCCCUGGAUCCUGAAUUCCAGCCCAACACUGCUCAGGUGUUUGAGCAGCGAAUCUAUGCAGAAAGGAGGAGCGAUUCAGGAACUAUAGUAGCCUUGAGAACUAACACAGUGAACGUAGAGCUAAGCAAUGGUUCCAACCAGUCCUUCGAACAGAGCGAGGAUGCCGAAGGGGCUGGCUCUGUGAUACAGGAGGCAGCUGCCACAGAUGCUAUGGCAUCGGAUACCCAAAGCACUCCGCAACCUUUCGAACAAGGUUCAGGCUCCUCCAGCCGGCCCGAAACUCCCGUGAGAAGACAAGAUGGUACUUACGGAGGGACUUUAUAAAGAGAGCAAACGUUUCGUGACCUAUAAGGGAUCUGUAAUACUAAAGCUGCUUGCAUGCAUUACUAAUACAAAACAAAAAAAUGUGAUCAAGCCACUUACCUACUGAACUGCUACUGUUGCCUGAAAAAAAUGUGAUUUUUAUUCUGCUUGUAUUUAAAAUUUAUGAAGGAAAUAAUCGCAUUCGUUAUACUGUAAAUGACUAGGUCUGUGGCGACCUACUUAAAAAAAAAAUAUUGGGCUCCUUUUUUGAUAUUCCUGAGGUUAGUCUAUAAGAUUGUAGCUUUUUUCUUUUUUUUUUUUCCUUUUUUUUUUUUUCCUUUUAAGAAGGGGAGGAGAAAAGCUAGCCACCCCCCCAACCACCACCACGCCCCGUCAUCACCACCCCAUCCAUUACUCAGCUCAGAAGUAAAGCCAUCGUUAACCUUGUCCUCUAAAGAAAGUUUUACCGUCACUUAACAGGAAAGCAAGGUGUGUUAGGGUACAAGUGCUGUGACUGGCGAUGUUUGUCUCUAGCAGAAGGGCUCUAGCCAAGUGGGGCAGGGUGGGGGAGAUCGUUAAAGGCUUCUGGCGUCGGAGGGAGCCCCUUGCCGCGGGUGCUGCGGGGCAGGGUGCUGCAGGGCAGCGUGCCGCGGUGCCCAGCCGCCGGCAGGGGCUCGGUGCCGUUGUCUCGGGGAGUUUUAUCCAGUUCCCCGGAGCAGGGAUGGUUCCACAGGAGUUGAGGCUUGCACGUGUCAGGAGGACUGCGUGGGAUGCAGGUGGAGACCCUGGCCAGUGUAGUGGUUGUUGUCGGGUUUUUUUCCCAAUACGGCUGGGUUUUGGGUUUGGUUUCUCUCUCCCUCCCUCCCAGCAACUUCUUUCUGUUUGCUUCUCCUUGCUUGCACCCUCACAUCACCCGCUUCUUGGGCUCGCGUCACCCCACUGCACCCCAUCGCCGCGGGGCACCGGGGCGUGCAGGCAGGCGGACCAAGUCCAGGGGCCACCUUCCGUGGGGGGGAGGAGCCCCCCCUCAGCCGCCUGCGAAGGGCUUUGGAGAGGAAUCCGAGCACGGAAAGCGUGGUGUUCUGGCUCCGAAGGGCACAGAGCCGGGAGCUCCUGGCAUCGGCUCCCGGCAGCGUCCGCGCCGGAGGCAGAGCACGGUGCAGCUGCCGGCGUGCCGGGCUCACCCGCUGCCCCCUCCCCUCCGCCCGGGCCGGCAGCAGCCUGCUCUCGCUUUUUAAUAAUUUGAAGUGUACUGGAUGCAAAAAGGUUAAAAAAGAAAAAAAUUAGCUUUUUUUGCCCUUUGUGAAGAGGUUUUGGGAAGGAGGAAGCGUUUCGCCUCUCGCUCAUCCUCCAGACAAGGCCUUCUGGGGGAGAAGCCCAAUGUUGAGUUAUUUGUCCUUUUUUUUCUGUUGAAAGCUGAUGUCCCCAGGCUGUGUUUGCUUUGGUGGCCCUGGCUGGCCUCGGCUCCGUGGUGCAGGUGCUGGGAUGGGACCUGCGGGUGCCCCUGGGGCCAGGCCGGGCAGCGGGUGCCAGCUCACCCCCUGCUCGCUGCCUCCUGCCCUCUCGCCCUCAGAAAUCCCCCCAAAGCGGCCGUAAUCCCUCCUGCAGAGCCGGGUCCCGCAGGGCUCCGGGGGCAGCCGCUGCCCGUCCCCGCUCGCGGCUGCUUCGCCGCGGGGGCUGCGGCCGGGCCGGGGGGUGCCAGGCGCCCGCGGGGGUGCUGAGGCCGGGUGCCUCCAAGGGACGGGGGCAGUGACGUGGAAGCCGAGUAUGGCUUUUUUUUCCUUUUCUUUUUCAAUUAUUAUUUUUACUGUGACUUAUCGGCGUGCUUUAAUGAUAUUUACAGCUUGUUUUUGACAAGUUUGGGACUACGAACAAGUGCAAGGUGCACAGAGAGUCACUUUUGAAGGCUACUGUGGCUGUGCUCUUCUUUUCUUUCCUGCUUUGGUUCCUGAAUCCAGACAGCGCUUUUGCUCAGGGUUUUCUUCCUUCUUUGUAUUUCCAUUGGGAAAGGGGGAGGGGGGAGAGGACAACCCAACUUUUGGCCAUUUGUUUUGUUUUCUUCGAUACUUGAAGCAGGUUUUUUUUGCAUCCUAAUAACGAAGCUGUCUGGCGCUUAGCCUGUUCCACUGCUCCUUGUCCGGAGGAAAACAAGUAUCGACGGUGGGGUGGUGUCUGCCUCACGCCUUGCGCGGCUCCCGGUUUUUGGCACGGCUUGGCUCGGGCGCACCGCGAUGCGCCGGACCGGGUGCCCUGCCGGCGGCGGUGUCGGGGGCCGGUGCGGGUGGCGGCGCGAUGAGCCGGUGCGGAGGCGCGUGGUGCUGCAGGGGAGCGGGGACGAGCACGGCUGGGGGCUCUGAUUUGCACUUUACCCGCGUCAGCAAACAAAACUCACGUUCUUGCCGAAGCUCGGAGCCGGGUGCAGCUCGUCCAGCGCCGCAGGAGGAGGACAAACCUGAGCGGGGGGACCAGGGGGCUGAGCUUGGGGUGGGCGUCUUCCCCAGCCACCCCCGAGGAGAUGGAGCCGUUCGGUUCCUCGGCCCUGGGGGUGUCCCCGUCCCCCCGGGAGCGGCUGCUGGGCUGCAGCUCUUGGGCAGCUCGGCCGGGUUGGCGGGGCUCGGGGAGUCGGGUUUGGCUGAGGAUCCCCCCGACCCCCCAUCGCCUCCCCAAAAAAGUUUGGGUUUGCCAAAAGGUUGAGGCAAGCUGGGAGCGGAUCCGGGAGAUCGGAGGUCGUCCCUUCUGUGUGUGUCUGUGUGCAUAUAUCUGCCUAUCUAUAUAUUUUAAAGAUACUGCAAAGGAUUCCUCCUCCUCUUUGGCACCUGCUGGGGUUUGGCGAGCAGGCCGAGCCCUCCAGCCGGGGUUCGCAGGUGGCUGUAGGUAUUAAUUCUGGACCAAACCCGCGCCCAGAGAGACGGCCCCGGCCGGCGGGGCCACCCCGGGGGGGGCAGCAGCAGAAGUACUUGAAUGGCUUAGGACAGAGAGUCUGAAGAGAGUCAAGUUGCACAGUGAAAAUAUAUAUUUUUAUACCUAGCACAACUUCCUGUAUAUUUUUGGGGUUUUUUUCUUUCUUUUUUUUUUCCUUUUUUUUUUUUUUUUCUUGAUUUGGGUUUGUUUAUUUUAAUAAUUAUUAUUAUUAGGAAGGCAAACUUCUAAAAUGUGAAGGGUGUUGGGUUUUUUUCCUUAUCUGGUAGAUGAGGGCAAGCAUUUUGCACUAAUGUUUCCUGUGUGUGGAGGAUUAAUGAUAUGUUUGAAAAUGUUAUAUGGUAAUGAUUGUAUUCCUCUGGAAAAAAAAAAAAAAAACACAAAAAAAAAGUAACCCCUUUAAAAUACUGAAUGUAAGGUGAGAACAGAGCAGUCCAUCGAUUGUAUGCGGCUUUCCUGAGUGCCUUAGAAUUUUUUGAUCAUUUUUUUCCAAGGGAAACAGAUUAAGAAGAUCAGAUCAUAACCGACUCCUUCCUCCUCUUUGUUUACGACACUAUUUUAAAUUAUAGAAUUUGGGGCUGCUUUAUAAUGUGAAUAGGAAUCUGCAUUCAUCUAGGUCUGAUAGUGUAAAAUCAAAGCAUCAGUAUUUAUGGUAUGUCUGCACCUUUAUUCUUAUGCUUGACUAUUAGCAAUAUUACAUGUAUAUUAUAUAUCUAAAGUUAUACCAAGCACCUUUAAAGAAAAACGGAGUGUAAGCAUACAAGUUACCUGCAGCUGCCAUAUAGUGUAGAAGCCAGCCCUUCUCCUCCUCGUCAGCGCCAGUUCACGCCACCAUCCCGAGGGCUGGGGCUUUGCGGAGGGGCCGCACGACCUUCUGCCGCCCCGCGGGCCCGCGUCUCGGCGUCCUGCGGGUCCAGCUUUGGCCGGGGGGUCGCGGCCACCCACCCCCCGCCGCCGGUGUCCCACGGGCCGGGGACGUUCCCGCGCCGGUUUGGUGGCGGUGACGCCGGCGCGGGCAGGAGCUCCGUGGAGGGGGGCUCGGGAGAAGGGGCGAUGCCGGCGUUGCCGCCUCGCCAGCAGAAGAUGGGGAGCGGGUCCUUUUUGCCACCUUGAUGGUUUAAUUCUUCUAACUGUGGUUUCGCCCUAGAAAUUCCCCCCGGGGGGACCAAGGGGGUGCGGGGCUGGUGGCGGGGAGCACCGGGGCUCCCCUCCUCCGGCCAGGCGAGGGGCUCGACCCAACGCAGCCCCCCAAAACUGGAAUCGCCCAUGGCUUAACCGGCGUUUGAGGGAGCGGGGCAUCCUAGCCGUGGUGUUACGCAGCGGGCUGCCGCCUCCCCUCAGCCCUUUGCCACCAGGGUUUUGCUCAGAUCACUUGUUUUUUCUGGAAAUCGCUCGCCGCAAACGGAGAAGGGCCACCGGGAAAGCGGGGGGAGCCCCGGCCGCCCCCCCGGCAGAAAAUCCCCCCCACCACAUUACCAAUCCGCAGCCUUCUUGGGCUUCAACUGCUGUUCAAAGUGUUCCUGCUGUCUGAAUCGGUCGUGCUGUCAGCAAGCGAGCCCCGAGCGCGCGGGGUGGGGGGGAGGCGAGCGGGGAGCUCCCCAGCCCCGCUCGCCCCGGGGGGGGCCGGCAUCUAACGCACUCACAUUGGAAACCCCUCAACUCCUCCGAUGAGGUUCUUCCACUGUUAAGCGUUUUGCACACAAAAUUGAGAUUUUUAUGUCAAGGUAAAAGCCAAAACUUGCAAUACUAUUUUUAACAGACAAAAAAAAAAAAAUAAUAAUAAAUAAAUAAAUAAAUAAAUAAAAAACAACUGAAUAUAAAUGUAUAAAUAUUUUUGACUUGAACAUUUGGAUGGCACUUGAUUCAAAUAGAACAUUAAUCCUUUGGACAGAAUGUUUGGGAAAAAAAGGACUUAAAGUACAAGGUUGUUUUUAAAGUGUCUUCAUAGGGUAUUAAGUAGUACUGUAAUUCAUGACUGUUAAAAAUACUUUCUGUGCUGUAAGGAAAUCUCACAGUACCACUGAAUUAUGUUCCUCAGCUGUCUCAGCCACGAACGAUGCUAGCUUCUUUAUUUUAUUUUUUUUUUUAUCGUGCAUUAUUCACUAGUAUUUAUGUGCUCUUACUCUGUAUAGUUAAGACUGUUAUUUUGUAGCCAUGGCUGACACGAUAUAUCAGUAACUAAAAAAAAAACAACAAAACAACAAAAAAAAGAGAAAAGAUUAAGACCCCCGAGUUGGAACUGUGCUCAUAGCUGUUUUCAUAUGAUGAAAAAUCCAUUUAAAAAAAAAACAAACCACCCCAAUGUGAUCAUUAAUUGUAAAACGCUUUGUAAAAUUCACAUUUACAAAAUAAUAAAGUAAAUUAAAAGCU
Messenger RNA from Phalacrocorax carbo (great cormorant), 7249 nucleotides. NCBI's taxonomy places the organism in Eukaryota, Metazoa, Chordata, Aves, Suliformes, Phalacrocoracidae. The record is from RefSeq and is a predicted model, not a curated record.